UUAUGGCCUUCUGUUUGCUGUGAUUGUGUCCUUAAUAAUAAGAGAUUGUUGCACAUGUAUGUUUAGAGAUAGCUUUGACCUUAAUAAUAAGAGAUUGUUGCACAUGUAUGUUUAGAGAUUGUGUCCUUAAUAAUUUGUCCUGUGUUUCUGUUCUUGCCAGAAAGUGUUAUGCUUAUUGUAGAAAACAUUUUAUGUUAUGGUGCGAUUUUUUCUGAUCGAUCCAGCCGUGCCCUGUUUUUGCUGUGUUUCGGUGGGGUUGUUUAGUGGGGGAAGCGAUCUCUCUUUCUGCUACUGGGGGCUGUUUCUUGUACUGGAUAACUUUGUAAAUCUAUGUUCACAAGCUGAGUCUCAACCUCAACCUUCUGAAUCUGGUAAUAAUGAGAGUGGUACUCAACCGAAGCCAAUUGAUUAUGAUACACUAAUGAUUGAAGCUGUUGGAGGAAGAAAUGCAAAGGGCAUAGUAUAUGGACUUAGUUUGGAUGGACGUAACCUCACCCGUGGCUCAACAUCUACAUCAAAUAGAUAUUCAAAUUAUGCUGAUAUUGCUCGUGGUAUGAGUGGAGAGGUUGAUGCGCGAUUAAGGCAGAAAAUUGCAGACCAACAACAAACAAUCAAUUGCAUCCUUGCACGUCAAAAUAAAAUGUUGGCCGCAUUUGCUAAUUAUGCAAAUAUAGAUUUGGACAUGAUGGAUUUAGAUGAAGAUGAUCCUUCCGUUGGUAAUGGAACUCGUGGAAACAAUGGAAAUGAUGAUACAAAUGCCGAUGAAUAAUAUUAAUGACUUUGGAAUGUAGAACUUAAAUUAUGGAGUUUGAUAUUUUGUAGACAAUUUUAAGUUAUUAGAACUUUAGCCUUUUAGAUGUAGUGAUAAAAAUGUGAUAUUUUGUUGUUAUUUGGAGAUACUUUAUAUGUUAUGUUUAUGAUGGAUCAAA
Molecule: messenger RNA, 929 nt
Organism: Trifolium pratense (red clover)
Lineage: Eukaryota; Viridiplantae; Streptophyta; Magnoliopsida; Fabales; Fabaceae
Exons: 2
Coding region: 197-769 (190 amino acids)
Source: RefSeq, a predicted model, not a curated record